This is a messenger RNA of Paraglomus occultum, 3939 nucleotides long. NCBI's taxonomy places the organism in Eukaryota, Fungi, Glomeromycota, Glomeromycetes, Paraglomerales, Paraglomeraceae. The record is from the annotation of a GenBank genome assembly.
AUGUCCGAGUACGCGGUAACUCCAAAUAAUGAGAUUAUCAUUACAGAGAUCACGGAAAGUAUUCCUUCCCAACAGAAGGGAUUAACUGAUGUUGACAACGCGGAAGCUGUAACCACUAUGACAACCAAGACAUCUAUUACUGCUUUUAACAACACGACACCAACAGCGCCUGUUACUUCCGCUGUGACUCCAACGACGACGACGCUGGUAGAAACCUCAAACUUGCAACAACCUCCUGAAUCAAAGGACGAUAAGCUCUCGGCUAGUGAUAAAUAUGACGAAGACUUUCCCUCACUCUCCGCCUCCGCACCCGCUGCACCGAAACCACCUGUACUAUCUGUACGUAAAACGGGAAUCAUUACCGAUGUUUUGGAAUUUCCUGCUUCUCAGCAGAACAGAACAAAGGAAUUUGGAAACAAAGCGCCUACCAUCGAUAUCGUUAAAAGAAUCAAAGAGAGAACAAAUACUCAGAUCGACAUGUCAACGGCAAUGAGAACAGGAAUGACGACAUUCUUGAUCAAGGGAAAAGUGGAAGAUGUACAAAGAGCUAAACGAGAGUUAAAGACUGCUUUGGCCGUUAAGACGGAAUUAAUAAUCAAAGUGCCAGCAUCCGUUCGGAAACACAUUUUCGGUCCGCUUGGAAAUACAUUGAAAUCAAUUACAUCUCGCACUGGCACUCGAAUUCAACUGCCAAAGAGAGAUAACACCGAAGAAAAAGUCGAGGGGAUUGAUGGGGAAGAAGAAAUGAUGGAUAUAAGAAUCGAGGGCGAUAAAGAAGGCGUCGGGAUGGCCAAGACCGAAAUUGAGGCUAUCGUCAUUGAAAAGACUCCUAAGCGCGUUCACAAAAUAAGUCACAUACAACAUUACUACUACCCUCUCAUUGCUGGUGCCCAUAACCAUCGUGUUCAACAAAUAGCUCAUCAAACAGACACCAAGAUUCACAUUCCAACUUAUGUUGCUGCUCUUGACGCGGCCGAAAAUAACGAAAGCGGGCAAAAAGAUGGACAUAUUACAGUCAUUGGCAAUGCGGAAAACGUAAAACAGGCCUGCGAAAAGAUCGAAGAUAUUUACAAUGAAUUAAAAGUAACAACAAGAACGUUAACCGUGGAUAUUCCGAAACGCCAGCACAAAUAUUUAAUCGGGUCUAAAGGAGCGAAUUUGCAAGAAAUUCUUGAAGUUACCGGGUGUUCGUUGGAAUUGGCACCCGUCUCGGAUCCAAACGAAGUUGUCACUAUACGUGGACCGGCUGCUAAACUUUCCGAAGCGACCAAAUUAGUCAUGGAUAAAGCUAGUUCGAUAAACGUCGAAAUAUUGGAUAUCACAAAUAUCAACGGCGACAAAACGGAGAAUCCUUUGGAGCACGCAAAGAAUGUGCUAAAAUAUCUCUGGAAUAGGGGCAAAUUGCGCAAGAUUGAAGGAGAUUCAGGCAAUUUACAGAUUAUUGUGCCGAAGGGAGGCACUUUGAAUAAUUCUGUAAUAUUUGAAUUUGUGGGGAAAUCUCCAGACAUCGUGGAAAAAGCCAGGAAGGAAGUUCUGGAGCUCGUGAAAAACUUGCUACCAAGUUACUUUGCUACAGUUGCGGUAGACCCGGCGUUACAUCGUCACAUCAUUGGUCGCAAAGGUCAAAAUCUACAACGUGUGAAGGAGACUUAUGGUGUUGAGAUUAUUGUGCCAGGAGAAAAAGAUGAAUCACCUGACAUCAUUAUUGUCUAUGAGGAAAACUCUUCUCAACCUGCCGAUCCUGAAAAAAAGAAAGAAGUGUUGGUCAAAGAAACGCUUGAACAGGCCAAGAACGAACUCGUCAAGGCCGCUCAGGAUGCCUCAGAUUUUGCAACGCAUUCGUUAACUAUCCCUGUUAAAUAUCAUCGUCAUAUUAUCGGUCCGAAAGGAACAACUUUGAAUAAGAUUACUGGCGGAGCGGAUGCACCCGUAUCGGUAAAGUUUGGGUCGCUGAGGACAGGGGCUGCGGAGAGAUCUGCCUCGGCCGAAGGCAAAAAAGUUGCUAAUAUGCAGCCUUCAGAUGACGUUGUUAUUAUAAAGGGACCGACGGAGGAAGUGGAGAGGGUUGUGGCGGAGAUUGAAAGAGUUGUUAAAGAUGCAGAGUUUAUAGAGGCUAGGAAUUCAUAUACUGCUACGUUUACCCUUCCAUCUCAGUAUUCUGCUCACAUAAUUGGUAAAGGCGGAGCAACAAUAACACGGCUUAAGGAUAUGCACAAUGUUAAAAUUGAAAUUGAUGGUCCGCAAAAAGCUUCUUCGAACGAUGCAAAUACCGACAAUGCCAAGGUCAAUAAACGAAAAGAUGCUGAUAAAGGUUCUUCCUCCGAUGAGGUCAAAGUUACAAUUCUAGGAACGGAACGAAACGUCGAAGAAGCUAAAGAAAAGAUUCUUGACUUGAUCGACAAACUUAAAAACGAAACCGUUCUUAAUCUUGUCAUUCCUGCAGAAUACCAUAAAUCUCUUAUUGGAAGAAAUGGGGUAUAUGUUAAAAGAUUAGAGGAGAAGUAUGGGGUCCAUAUUAGAUUUCCGUGGAAUAAGACGGGAGACGAAGAUAGUAAUAACAACGAUGGACAGAAGCCUAACGAAGUCAUUAUUAGAGGUGGCAAGAAGGGUGUGAAAAACGCCUCAGACGAGAUAAUGGAAUUGUUCGAAUAUGAGAGAGAUCACAACAAUUCCGUUAGCUUUACCAUUCCGGCGAAAAGUCUUUCUUAUAUAGUUGGUCGUAAAGGGCAACGAAUUACAGAAAUCAAAAAUGAUACAUUCAGUCGUAUCGAGUUUGGGGAUCCGCAGCCGGAUCCUUCCUCUGGAGAAGACGUUGUUGAAGUCAAGAUUUCCGGUACAUUGCCGGACAUUCAGAAAGCUCGAGACAUCAUACAAGCGCUUGUCAGCGACCUUGGCAGCCAAAAGACAAUCACAAUGCACAUAGACCAAAGCUAUCAUGGAUAUUUGAUCGGACCAUCGGGAAGUAGGAUUAAAGAAAUUGUUGCGAAGGCCAACGAAACAGAGAAUAAAUAUAAACCUGUUCAGGCUAACGUUGUGAAGUUUCCAAAGCCAUGGGAGCAGAGCGACGAGGUUAUAUUGUCAGGUGAAGCAGGACUUGUUGAAAGAAUACAGGAACAGUUGGAGAAGUUAGUUCUCAAUCGCAUGGUAGACGUGAUCCAAAUCCCUCGUGCAGAACACCCGUCAAUAAUUGGUCGCAACGGUAAGUCUCUAAAAGAAUUGCAAAACCAUUAUAACGUUGAAAUCUAUUUCCCUGGUUCCCGAUCGUAUGAUGAUGUCAAACCACCGAGUGAUUGGGAGGAACGGGGCAUUAGCAAAGAAGAGAUGGUGAAGAUUAUCGGGCAAAAAGAGGAUAUCAUAUGCGCCAAGGCAGAAAUUAUGUCUCGCAUGCGUCAUACAUUAACUGUCUCCAUUCCGCUUAAAUACUAUCGCAUUUUGUCAUCAAACGGGUCAUUGCGCAAAAUUCAUUACGACUUUAACAUCAUGGUCGAUCACGAAAAUCUUUCGGAAAGUCAACGUGCUUCUGCAAACGGUAAACCCAAAAGAAUAGACGAUGAUGAUGAACCAGCAGGAGAAUUUGAUGGAGAAUUGAAAAUCGAAGUAGUUGAAUAUGGAAAGGAAGAUGAAGGAGAAGAAGUUCAGUUGCAUUUGAAAGGUGAUAAGAAGCAGGUUGAAGCAGCAGAGAAGCAUUUGAAUAACUUGUUAGAGGAAGUGAGCAAUACUUAUACUCACGCUGGCUAUAUAACAAUUCCUCAAUACUUCCAUCGACACAUAAUCGGCCGUGAUGGAGUCACAAUAACAAGUAUCCGGUCGGAGAGUGGCUGUCUUAUUAACGUACCCAAGAAUAAUGGCCAAGUUGUCUUAAUGGGAACUGCCGAGAGCAUCGAGAAAGCAAGGAAGCGCAUACAAGAAAUUGUUUCACGUGCUGUUAAGACAAGUUAG